ACGAGCAAGUCAAUACGAGAGCGCACAGCGCAGCGAGCAGAUCAACUAAGUGAGCAGCGAGCGAAUGGCUCUGGCGCGGUGCAGCGGCGUGCUGGGCAACCCGCUGUCGGUGGACUUCUGGGCGGACGCGGACCCUUUCGGCGGCGCCGUCCGCGCCCUGGCCGAGCGCUGCCCCGAGCUCACGAACGUCCGCGUCGACUGGAAGGAGACGCCAGCCGCGCACGUCUUCACGGCCGACCUCCCCGGCGUCCGGAAGGGCGACGCCAAGGUGGAAGUCGUGGACGGCGACGUGCUGGUCAUCAGCGGCCAGCGCGCCAAGGAGGAGGAGGAGGGUGGCGGCAAGGACGAGCGGUGGCACCGGGUGGAGCGCAGCAGCGGCGGGUUCGAGAGGAGGUUCCGUCUGCCGGGGGGCGUGAGGGUAGACGGGGUGAGCGCGUCCAUGGAGGACGGCGUGCUGACGGUCACCGUGCCCAAGGAGGAAGAGGCCAAGAAGCCGCAGGUCAAGGCCGUGGAGAUCCAAGGCUGCUGAGACCACAAGGGUCAUGGUUGGUUAGUCUCAAAAAAAAGGGAUAUACAUGGUCGAACUAUAUGCAUAUGGCUACACACGACCUACGUACGUGCUGUUACACCUAUGUUGUUUGCUAGGUGAGCGUGCUCAGUGUACUUG
Messenger RNA from Triticum dicoccoides, 667 nucleotides. Its product is annotated as 16.6 kDa heat shock protein-like. The transcript has a single exon. Bases 65 to 529 code for a protein of 154 amino acids. Lineage: Eukaryota; Viridiplantae; Streptophyta; Magnoliopsida; Poales; Poaceae. The record is from RefSeq and is a predicted model, not a curated record.